Molecule: messenger RNA, 357 nt
Organism: Hibiscus syriacus
Lineage: Eukaryota; Viridiplantae; Streptophyta; Magnoliopsida; Malvales; Malvaceae
Exons: 2
Coding region: 1-357 (118 amino acids)
Molecular function (GO): RNA-DNA hybrid ribonuclease activity; nucleic acid binding
Source: RefSeq, a predicted model, not a curated record
AUGUGGCUGCUAGGAUUUUCAAAAGCCGUGGGAAUUUAUUCAACAGUAGAAGCUGAAUUAUGGGGAGUAUUAGAGGAGCUUAAGCAUGCAUGGAGACUAGGGAAGAGGAAAAUAAUCCUCGAAGCACUACACCUUCUAAGCAAGAAAGAUAAGGACGGAAAACCACUGACAAUACUUAAGCAUGCAUGGAGACUAGGGGAGAGAACAUGGACGAUCUCUUUAUCACAAGUAGGUCGAAAUGGCAACAAGACAGUAGAUCAAUUGGCAAAGCUGGCUAGGAAACGUGAGUUUGAAGGAAGAAUCAUGGCGGCACCUCCACCAGGAUACGGACUGAUUUCGGAUUAUCCAAAAAUUUGA